Auxenochlorella protothecoides is the source of this 2490-nucleotide messenger RNA. Its product is annotated as Metacaspase-1. NCBI's taxonomy places the organism in Eukaryota, Viridiplantae, Chlorophyta, Trebouxiophyceae, Chlorellales, Chlorellaceae. The transcript has 14 exons. Gene Ontology annotation, biological process: transmembrane transport; monoatomic ion transport; proteolysis. Bases 1 to 2490 code for a protein of 829 amino acids. Gene Ontology annotation, molecular function: monoatomic ion channel activity; cysteine-type endopeptidase activity. Gene Ontology annotation, cellular component: membrane. The record is from RefSeq and is a predicted model, not a curated record.
AUGGACGAGGAGAACCAUCCCCUGCUCGUGCAUGCGGGGGAGGAUGAGCUGUGGGACGCGGUGGAGGAGGGGGUGCCGGGCGCCGAUCGCACCUUCACGGUGAAGAGGCUCCUGGAAGAGCACCCCACAGAGGUCCUGAGAACGCUGCAGAAGCGCAGCGUGCGGCGCGUGGCGGAGUUCCUCGUCGAGGACCACCUCGUCCUGGGGCGGCUGGGGGACGACUCCAUCCUGACCAUGGGCUCCGACAGCCCCACCCUGGACAAUCCCGAAGAGGCCUGGCUGCGCUUCCUGGGCGCCUCAGCCUCCAAGAAGAAGCAGAAGAAGGGGCAGCAUGGCUGGAGCAGCACCAUCCCGGUGCUGGCAUACAGCAUCCGCGUGGAGAAUGCUGCCGCCCCCGACCAGGACGGCCUCCUCCAGCCCCUGCUCAAGCGCUGGCAGGGGGCCGGCUGUGGCAUGGAUGUGUUUGCCCUGCCCGCUGCGGUGAUCGACUGGAAGUGGACUUCCUACUGCCACAACCUGCUGCUGGUCGAGCUGGCCUUCUUCAUGCUCUGGCUCUGCAGCUUUGCCGUCUUCACCGUUCUCUUCCAGGACGAGGACACAAGCCUGAGCCUGCGCGAGCUGGUGCAGACGGCGCGGGGACGUGGCACGGUGGCGGCGGACGUGCUGGCGCUGGUGGGCAUGGCCCCUUUCCUGGCCAUUGAGGGCGCGACCCUGGCGCACUACGGCCCCCGCGGCUGGGCCAGCCUGUGGAACCUGCUGGACUUGACCACCUACGGCCUGCAGGCCUACAUCACCUUCCUGCACCUGGGUCGCGUCACGCUCAAGGCCGGCUGGCUGUCGGUGGCGGCGGCGCUCCAGUGCAUCCUGCUCCUCUUCCGCCUCCAGUACUUCUCCCGCGUCUUCAAGUCCACGCGCUUCUCCUUCGUGGACGACCUGAAGGAGGUCAUGCAUGACGUCAAGUACUACCUCGUCUUCCUGCUCCUGGUGGUGGCUGGUUGGGGCCUCGCCCUGCACAUCCUCUUCCGCGAGGACCAGGAGGAGCACAAGGAGUUCAGCACCUACCCGCUCACCCUCCUCACCAUGGUCACCUGGCUGGACGGCGACGUGGAGCUGGACGGCCUGCACAAGAGCCACAACCCAGUCACCGCCUCCCUGCUGGGCGUCGGCUUCGUCUUCGUCAUGGGUGUGGUGCUCAUGAACCUACUCAUCGGCAUCCUCACCGCCAGCCUCGAGCGGGUGACCGACAACGAGGGCCUGCGCAUGCUCCUCUCCAAGGCCCAGGUCAUCGAUGAAAUCGACAGCACCCUGCCCAGGUUUGUGGAGAACAAGUAUCCCCACCUCUAUCCCAAGUACCUGCAUGUCCUGCGGGUUGACCCCGGGAGGCUGGACCACGUGGAGGUGGCCAGCGAGUACAUUGACGAAAGUGGUGGCAAUUCUGCCAGUGCGAGGAGCAGGGAGGAUCUCAUCACCGAGGCAGCCCGCAUCUCGCAGCUUGCACAGGAGGUGUGUAGAAGCCCGGCGCCGUAUGGCGGGCCACCCAUCCCUCGCGUCGGUGGCCCGGGUCAAGUCCCUGCGCCCAUGCCCCCGGCCGGUGGGCCCGGGAAGAAGGCGUUUAUCGUGGGCAUCAACUACCGGGGUCAGCGCGCGGAGCUGCGGGGCUGCAUCAACGACGCGCAGUGCAUGGAGUACAUGCUGCGCACACGCUUUGGCUUCUCCCAAGAAAACAUUCUGCUGAUGACGGAGGACAUCAGGGACCCAAGCCGCCUGCCCACGCGGUACAACAUAUUUUGCGGCAUCCAGUGGCUCACUUCAGGGAUGAAGCCGGGGGAUUCCCUGGUCUUCCACUACUCCGGGCAUGGCAGCCAGCAGCCUGACUACAGCGGAGAGGAGCCGGAUGGGAAAAACGAGACGUUGUGCCCCUUGGACUUCCAACAGGCCGGCGAGAUUGUGGACAAUGAUCUCAAUAGGUACCUCAUUAAUCCCAUCCCUCAGGGCGUGAAGCUGCAUGCCAUCGUGGAUGCGUGCCACUCGGGGUCUGUGAUGGACCUGCCCUUCUCUGCCAUGAGCUACAACGGCGUGCCCCAAUGGAGGAGCGAGUACCAGUGGCAACCUCGCGCCCACAAGGGCACGGCAGGCGGCUUUGCUGUGCAGAUCGGGGCGUCCACGGACUCGCAGACUGCGGCAGAUACCACCCAGCUGUCAGGAGCAGCCACGUAUGCCUUCAUCCAGGCAAUAGAGCAGCGAGGAACGACCAUGACGUAUGGCGAGCUGCUGGUGGCCAUGGACUGGACGCUGCACCACGCGCUGGGAGGCUCCUCGGGCGGCGGUGGCGGCGGCCUCGGCGGAUCCCUGCUAGGGGGAAUGGGCGGCGGGGGCCUGACCUCCAUGCUUGGGGGCAUGCUGCUGGGCAACACCGCCAACUACCAGCGGCAGCAGCCGCAGCUCAGUAGCGUGUACACCUUCGACCUGGGCUUCAAGUUCUCGCUGUGA